CCGGCGCGGCGCGUGAGGUCAGAGAGGUGCGCCGCUCCCCGCCCGGCCCAGCCGAGGCUUUGCCGCCGCCGCCGGGAGCCGCUCCGAGCAGGACCCCCGGGCCCCGCCAGGCCCCGCACAACUCCCUGCCGCCAUGGAGCUGGCGGACGGCGUGGUGUACCAGGAGGAUCCCGGCGGGCCCGGCCCCGCCAUGAUGUCGGAGCGGGUGUCGGGGUUGGCGGGCUCCAUUUACCGCGAGUUCGAGCGGCUCAUCGGGCGCUACGACGAGGAGGUGGUGGCCGAGCUGAUGCCGCUGGUGGUGGCCGUGUUGGAGAACUUGGACUCGGUGUGCGCUCACAGCCAGGAGACCAGCGUGGAGCUGGAGCUGCUGCGGGACGAUAACGAGCAGCUGCUCACGCAGUACGAGCGAGAGAAGGCGCUGCGCAAGCAGGCCGAGGAGAAAUUCAUUGAGUUUGAAGAUUCUCAAGAACAAGAGAAGAAGGACUUACAGACCAGAGUGGAAGCAUUAGAGUCGCAAACUCGACAACUUGAACUAAAAGCAAAAAACUAUGCUGAUCAAAUUAGCAGACUUGAGGAGCGGGAGGCAGAACUCAAGAAGGAAUACAAUGCACUUCAUUCAAGACAUACAGAGAUGAUACACAAUUAUAUGGAGCACUUGGAAAGAACCAAACUUCAUCAGCUAACAGGGGGUGAUCAGCUAGAAUCGACAACACACAGUAGAAUUAGGAAGGAGCGUCCAAUAUCCCUGGGCAUCUUCCCAUUACCUGCAGGAGAUGCUCUCCUCACACCCGAGGCUCAGAGGGAGGUAGCAGAAACACCUGCAGCAGAGCACUGGAAAUUCCACGAACUGAGCCAGCCACGGUCCCACACCAGCCUCAAGGAUGAGCUCUCUGAUGUUAGCCAAGCAGGCUCCAAAUGUACUACGCCAGCAUCCACAGCUGCUUCAGAUGUUCCUGUGCUGCCUGCUGAAACUCCUCGAAAGGAAAAUGUUGAAGGGCUUGCAAAGGACACAGAGAUGUCAAAUGAGGAGCUGGAUGUAAGCAAGAAUAUUGAAGUACAGGUAGCUCAAGAGACAAGAAAUGUGUGUACUGGGGAAAAUGAAAAUGAAGAAAAAUCUGAAGUUCAGGCAAUUAUUGAGUCAACUCCAGAGCUGGAUAUGGAUAAAGAUCUCAGUGGAUAUAAGGGUUCCAGCACUCCCACCAAAGGCAUCAAGAACAAAGCAUUUGACCGUAACACAGAGUCACUCUUUGAAGAGCUGUCAUCUGCUGGUUCUGGCCUAAUUGGAGAUGUGGACGAAGGUGCAGAUUUACUUGACCAUAAUUUCUUUGGAAUGGGGCGUGAGGUUGAAAACCUUAUUUUGGAAAACACUCAGCUGCUGGAGACAAAAAAUGCACUGAAUGUAGUGAAGAAUGAUUUAAUAGCAAAGGUGGAUGAACUGACCUGUGAAAAGGAUGUACUACAAGGUGAAUUAGAGGCUAUAAAACAAGCAAAGCAAAAGCUUGAAGAGAAGAAUAAAGAACUGGAAGAAGAGCUGAGAAAAGCUCGUGCAGAAGCAGAAGAAGCAAGACAGAAGGCUAAAGAGGAUGAUGAUAGCGAUGUCCCCACGGCACAGCGGAAACGCUUCACACGUGUGGAAAUGGCCCGAGUGCUGAUGGAGAGGAACCAGUACAAGGAGAGGCUGAUGGAGCUGCAGGAGGCUGUCCGAUGGACUGAGAUGAUAAGAGCAUCCAGAGAAAAUCCAGCCAUGCAAGAGAAGAAAAGAUCAAGCAUUUGGCAAUUUUUUAGCAGGCUCUUCAGUUCAUCCAGCAAUACAGCAAAGAAACCAGAACCUCCUGUCAAUGUUAAAUAUAAUGCUCCAACCUCGCACAUUACUCCAUCAGUCAAGAAAAGAAGCAGCACCUUAUCUCAAUUACCCAGUGACAAAUCUAAAGCCUUUGAAUUCCUCAGUGAAGAAACUGAAGCCAGUUUAGCCUCACGCCGGGAGCAGAAGAGGGAGCAGUACCGCCAGGUGAAAGCUCAUGUCCAGAAGGAGGAUGGCAGAGUGCAGGCUUUUGGCUGGAGUCUACCUCAGAAAUACAAACAGGUGGCAAAUGGUGGACAGGGUGAAAAUAAGAUGAAGAACUUGCCUGUACCUGUUUACCUGAGACCUUUGGAUGAGAAGGAUACCUCUAUGAAGCUGUGGUGUGCUGUAGGGGUGAACCUGUCAGGAGGGAAGACACGAGAUGGAGGAUCUGUGGUUGGUGCCAGUGUGUUCUACAAUGAUGUGACUGGUGUGGAUGCAGAUGGCAACAAGCAGCAAACAGGAUCCCAGAGUAGCUUAGAUAAACUCGAUCAAGAGCUCAAGGAUCAGCAGAAGGAACUGAAACACCAGGAAGAAUUAUCCAGUCUAGUUUGGAUCUGUACUAGCACACAUUCUGCUACAAAAGUUAUCAUUAUUGAUGCAAACCAACCAGGGAAUAUUCUGGACAGUUUCAUUGUUUGCAAUUCUCACGUGCUUUGUAUUGCCAGUGUGCCAGGGGCAAGAGAAACAGACUACCCUGCAGGAGAAGAAGGGUCCCAGGAAGCAGAUUCCAGCCAAGUGGACAAAUCCUCCCUGUGUGGCAGUAUGACCAGCAACAGCUCUGCUGAGACUGACAGCCUGCUGGGGGGAAUCACUGUGGUGGGCUGCACUGCUGAGGGUCUCACAGGGACUCCUGGUGCCCAUGACGCCAAUGGAGCCUCACCUGUGGCAGAGAAACAGUCAGAUAUUGCAGCUGAAAAUAAUUCAGUAGAUGAGAACAUUCCAACAGCAGAGGAGGCAACAGAAGCAACAGAAGUCAAUGCAGGGACAGGAGAAGACACAGCUGAUAUUGCACAAACUGGAGUCUACACAGAGCAUGUCUUUACAGAUCCCUUGGGAGUGCAGCAUACAACAGAGGCAUCUCCAGUGUAUCAGCCUAAUACUGAGUCACAGUUAUAUAAGGAUGUUGCAGUUCUCCCAAGUGAGCAAGAUCUAGUGAGAGAAGAAGCACAGAAAAUGAGUAGCCUUUUACCAACCAUGUGGCUUGGAGCACAGAAUGGAUGCCUGUAUGUUCAUUCAUCAGUGGCCCAGUGGAGGAAAUGUGUUCAUGCCAUUAAACUUAAAGAUUCUAUUCUCAGUAUUGUACAUGUCAAAGGAAUAGUCUUGGUUGCACUGGCAGAUGGGACGCUUGCAAUCUUUCACCGGGGAGUUGAUGGUCAGUGGGAUUUGUCAAACUAUCACCUCUUGGACCUGGGCCGGCCACACCACUCCAUCCGGUGCAUGACAGUGGUACAUGACAAGGUCUGGUGUGGCUACAGGAACAAAAUCUAUGUUGUUCAACCAAAGGCCAUGAAAAUAGAGAAGUCCUUUGAUGCCCACCCAAGGAGGGAGAGCCAAGUGAGGCAGCUGGCAUGGGUGGGGGAUGGGGUAUGGGUGUCCAUCCGCCUGGACUCCACCCUGCGCCUCUACCACGCCCACACCUACCAGCACCUGCAGGAUGUGGACAUUGAGCCCUAUGUAAGCAAAAUGCUUGGUACUGGUAAACUGGGAUUCUCAUUUGUGAGAAUCACAGCACUUAUGGUGUCUUGUAAUCGUUUAUGGGUAGGAACAGGAAAUGGUGUCAUCAUCUCCAUUCCAUUAACAGAAACUGUAAUCCUCCACCAGGGACGUUUACUGGGGCUGCGGGCCAAUAAAUCAGCAGCAGGCUCUGGAAACCGUCCGGGGAGUGUGAUCCGUGUGUAUGGAGAUGAGCACAGUGACAAAGUGACUCCAGGGACAUUCAUACCCUACUGUUCCAUGGCGCAUGCACAGCUCUGCUUCCACGGCCACCGGGAUGCUGUGAAAUUCUUCGUUGCAGUACCAGGUCAGGUUGUUUGCCCUCAGAGUAGUGGUGGAACAGAUCUAACAGCUGAUAAACAAGCCCAGGAAUCCUUCAACCAGAGUCCCUUAAAAUCAAUGUUGGUGAUAAGCGGUGGAGAAGGAUACAUUGACUUCAGAAUGGGUGAUGAAGGAGGAGAAUCUGAACUCCUGGGAGAAGCUCUACCACUUGAACCUUCUGUAGCCAAAGCUGAGAGGAGUCACUUGAUAGUGUGGCAAGUCAUGUGUGGCAGUGAGUGAGCCUGUAGGAUCCAGUUGGAGAUCUUAAAAAUGGUGGGGGGGGAGGGGGGAAGCAAAAAAAAAUGCUUCUGCAUGGUUUUUUUUUUUUUUUUUUUUGUGAACCAGUUUCACUACAUGAUGUUGAAGCAUUUCUUUGCUGUUUAACUUUAUAUUGAAACCUGUCAUACUUCAGCUAUACAGGAAUUAGCUUGUGCUGUUUUACUGCACCUGUGUUAAAUGGAACAGUGUGAGGAAAUCAGAUGUUUCUCCAGCUGGUGUGCACACCACAGUGAGCAGCUGAUACAGUUUGACUGUACCACAGCAAUCUCAUGUGUUCACUUCUUUGGUAGUCUCACUUGAGUUCAGCUUUGUUCCAGCUGAGCUUCAUUUCACUGUAUAAUGCAUUGGGUAAAACAGUUAUUCCCAGGGUAUGAAAAAAAUGGACAAAUUAAAAGAUGGAUUACUAAGACUCAUCCAAAUACUUUGUGAAGGCUAAAGCAAACUGUAUAUUUCAGCUUUUGUUUUCAAACCUGGAUAAUCUUUCUCAUACACUGUACACAGUUUAAUUUGUUACAUUCUUCAGAAUUUGUGGGGGCAAAGAGGAGGCUGUAUAGGAAUUAAAAUGAAAAUAUUUAAAUAAAAUCGUAUUUUCACUAUUGAACCUUAAAGUUUGACAACUGCCGCCCUCAGUAAUGAGCAAUUUUGAGCAUGUUUUUCCAUUUCCCUGACAUGGAACAACUCUGUUUCUAAAGGAUAUUCUUAGGUUGAUGUAAAUUGGAAAAUAACUGUAAAAUUCUCAAUCAGGGCAUAUGUUUUGUUCUUUUCUUAACCCCUUAUGUCCUAAGCACUUAGAAUGAUCUUCUCUGCCCAAGGCACUGUGUGUGUGAAGGUUGGAGACCUCAAUUAGAGUAUGAGGAAAGACUGAAAGUGUACAGGAAAAAAAAAACAUAUUCUACACAAGUGAGAUUGUAAAGGUGAUGCCUAAGGCAUCAAAGGAAGUGUAGUUCUAGAUAAUUAGGUACAAAUUGUCUUUUUUUUUUUUUUUUUUUUUUUUUUUUGGUAG
This is a messenger RNA of Camarhynchus parvulus, 5159 nucleotides long. It is a transcript of the gene SPAG9, whose product is annotated as sperm associated antigen 9. Gene Ontology annotation, cellular component: cytoplasm. Gene Ontology annotation, biological process: vesicle-mediated transport. The transcript has 31 exons. Gene Ontology annotation, molecular function: signaling receptor complex adaptor activity; JUN kinase binding; MAP kinase scaffold activity. The coding region runs from base 134 to 4117 and encodes 1327 amino acids. Lineage: Eukaryota; Metazoa; Chordata; Aves; Passeriformes; Thraupidae. The record is from RefSeq and is a predicted model, not a curated record.